This is a messenger RNA of Bubalus bubalis (water buffalo), 2150 nucleotides long. It is a transcript of the gene DUS2, whose product is annotated as dihydrouridine synthase 2. Gene Ontology annotation, biological process: tRNA dihydrouridine synthesis. Gene Ontology annotation, cellular component: cytoplasm. The coding region runs from base 268 to 1854 and encodes 528 amino acids. NCBI's taxonomy places the organism in Eukaryota, Metazoa, Chordata, Mammalia, Artiodactyla, Bovidae. Gene Ontology annotation, molecular function: tRNA dihydrouridine synthase activity; tRNA binding; flavin adenine dinucleotide binding. The record is from RefSeq and is a predicted model, not a curated record. The transcript is spliced from 20 exons.
UCAGUAACACAUGAGGAAUUGGCGAACUGUGUGGAAGGAGGGAGGAUCUGUAGAGUUCAGCAGCGGCGAGCUGCGGUUCAUUCUUCCUUCUCUUGUCACCCUUUCCAACUUCUCAUCCUGAAGCUCGCCUAGCUCCACCGGCUUUCAGAUACAAAACAAAGAAUUGUUUUGCACCGAGGCAGAACAGAUACAUUGAAAGAAUUAUCAGAAAAGAAUAAUACAUAGGCUGCCACAUAACAUCGAGCAGAGUUCCCUGUGCUGUACGGAAUGAUUGUGAACAACCUCUCUCUGUGCUACCACAACAAACUCAUCUUAGCCCCUAUGGUUCGGGUAGGGACUCUCCCAAUGCGGCUUCUGGCCCUGGACUAUGGAGCGGACAUUGUGUACUGUGAGGUGUUCACUGAAAGCAUCAGAAGACAAAAACACAGGAGUUUUGUGAGCCCUGCCAAGGAUCAGGAACCUGGGCUGCAUGGAGGCAUUGUGGGACACCUGGGCCAGGAGCUGAUCGACCUCAAGAUGCUUCAGUGCAAGAGAGUUGUCAAUGAGGCGCUCAGCACAGUGGACUUUGUUGCUCCCGAUGACCGAGUGGUCUUCCGCACCUGUGAAAGGGAGCAGAGCAAGGUCGUCUUCCAGAUGGGGACUUCAGAUGCAGAGCGAGCCCUUGCUGUGGCCAGGCUUGUAGAAAAUGAUGUGGCUGGUAUUGACGUCAACAUGGGCUGUCCUAAAGAGUAUUCCACCAAGGGAGGAAUGGGAGCUGCCCUGCUGUCAGAUCCUGACAAAAUCGAGAAGAUCCUCAGCACUCUUGUGAAAGGGACGCGCAGACCUGUGACCUGCAAGAUUCGCAUCCUGCCAUCGCUGGAAGACACCCUGAGCCUUGUGAAGCGGAUAGAGGGGACCGGCAUUGCCGCCAUCGCGGUUCACGGGAGGAAGCGAGAGGAGCGGCCCCAGCACCCUGUCAGCUGCGAAGCCAUCAAAGCCAUCGCUGAAACCCUCUCCAUUCCCGUCAUAGCCAAUGGAGGAUCUCACGACCACAUCCAAGGGUAUCUGGAUAUAGAGGACUUCCGACGAGCCACAGCAGCCUCUUCAGUGAUGGUGGCCCGGGCGGCCAUGUGGAACCCGUCCAUCUUCCUUAAGGAGGGUCCACGGCCCUUGGAAGAGGUCAUGCAGAAGUACAUCAGAUAUGCUGUGCAGUAUGACAACCACUACACCAACACCAAGUACUGCUUGUGCCAGAUGCUGCGAGAACAGCUGGAAUCACCCCAGGGAAGGUUACUCCAUGCUGCCCAGUCUUCCCAGGAAAUUUGUGAGGCCUUUGGCCUUGGUGCCUUCUAUGAGGAGACCACACGAGAGCUGGACGCCCGGCGGGCCAAACUUCUGGCCAGGAGCCCAGAGGAAGCAGAGGAACCAGCUGAAGAUACUUCUGGUAUCAUUAAGAUGGCCAUCAAGUUUGACCGGCGAGCAUAUUCACCCCAGAUCACCCCCAAGAUGUGCCUGCUGGAGUGGUGCCGGAGGGAGAAGCUAGCACAGCCGGUGUAUGAAACGGUCCAGCGCCCCCUGGAUCGCCUCUUCUGUUCUGUUGUCACUGUUGCUGAACAAAAGUACCAGUCUACCUUGUGGGACAAGUCCAAGAAACUGGCGGAGCAGGCUGCAGCCAUCGUUUGUCUGCGGAGCCAGGGCCUCCCAGAGGGUCGGCUGGGUGAGGAGAUCCCCUCCUUGCACAAGCGCAAGCGGGAGGCCUUUGACCAAGACCCUGGGGACCCCAGAACUCAGGAGCCAGCCAUGCCUGAGGAGCUGUGCAAGAAGCCUUUUGUAGCCUUGGCAAGUGGUCAAGAGAGCCCCCUGGAAGGCUGGUGACCACUGUCCUUCCCUGGUCAGCCCCUCCCUGGGCCUGGCCCUAGGAUGGCUGUGGGUGCAGAGCACCAGGCAGAUGCCAUUGGACAAUUUUCUGCCCCUGCUGGACAGGAAUUGAGAGGUUCUGGCUUGGGUCAGCAGCCUGGAGCAUAGGCCAAGGGGUGCCCAGAGUGUCCAUCUCCCUCAGUGGGUCUGAGCAGCAGAGCGACCUCAGUAUUUUCUUUGAAAACAGGAGCUCUCAGGUGGCACCUCCCCAACCUGACAUUGGUACAGUGCAAUAAAGACACCCACCACCCUUA